Molecule: messenger RNA, 4497 nt
Organism: Drosophila mojavensis
Lineage: Eukaryota; Metazoa; Arthropoda; Insecta; Diptera; Drosophilidae
Exons: 4
Coding region: 111-4271 (1386 amino acids)
Molecular function (GO): protein binding
Source: RefSeq, a predicted model, not a curated record
UAUAUCGUACGCUUGUUACAUAGCUUCAAACAAAAAGUGCUCCCAUUUUUAACUGGCUUUAAAGCAGGCAUAGAUAUUUAGUAUUAAAUAAUAUACAAAUAUUAUUAAAUAUGGAUCUUAAAUUUGUCCUUUGGAGCCUUCUCAUAUGCAAUGUUCACUCGAUUUCGAACUCAACGGAUCGUUGCUCUCCGGAGUACUGCAACUUCGCCGGUGAAUGUACACUAGUAAACAGGAAACCAAAUUGCACCUGCUAUGACGAGGCCUUUCAAGGCAAAUAUUGUGAAAAAGUCAAGGAUCUGUGCGCAACGUCCAAAAAUACAUGCACGGGCACACAGAUUUGUGUGCCCUAUGUGGGUCAAAUAGUUUGCGUUUGUCGGCCUGAAAUUAGAUCACAGGAUUGCGAUCUCGCCAAGCCUCUGUGCAGCUACAAUGUGCAGGUGAACUAUGGAGUGGAGGAGCCAAUUGUUCUGAGCUUUGCAUAUCACAGCCCCGAGCCCUUGCGAAUAAUAGUAUCUUCAGAAAACAAUUUAAUUGCCCGCUCACGAUCACCUAUGAAAGGUCAAUAUACGCGCAACCUGACCGCCACUCUACAUGAAUUGGGUAUAAGACGACAUAUCAAGCCACCGUACGACGAUGCUUUCUAUUACGUAUUUAAAACAAAGCACACCAUUCCGGGCGCCAAUCUAUUGAAUGUGACUAUCGAGUCGAAAAGCAGAAAUAAGAUGGACUAUAGUAUGAUAUCCCUAUCGCUACCCGUACAUGUAAGGACAAAUUUCUGCAUACCUCGCGUUGUGUUCCAACACUGCAUGGAUCCACAUAAUCCCAGGAAAGUUGAUUCCGAACAAUUUUGCAACUUGCAAGCAAUCAUGGAGGAUCGGUGCUUGCAUUCCAAACCCAUUCUGCAGGUCCAGUGGGCAGUUUACAAGUACGAGGAACACACUGACACCUAUAUGCUAAAGGAAGAUGAUCAGUUGUUGUUUAAGAUACCGCACUAUUUCUUGUGGAGACCAUCUCUUCUGCGUUCCUAUCCCGAUCUCUUAGUUGAGGUGCAGCUUUCAGUCAAGGAGCAGGGCGGGCCCUGGGUAUUCACCAAAUGUUAUCUAAAUGUGACGGCGCGGAAUGUGGUUGCUAAAAUAGCCGGCGGUGAUUAUAGAGAAGUCAGUACCAGUAGCCCAUGGCUGACGCUUGAUGGCUCUAGCAGUAUUGAGCCCGGACAGAAUAUAAACCAUACUCAGGAGCUAACAUAUACCUGGAGCGUGGAAUUCCAUGGGGAAGAUGAAGAGGUAUAUCUAUCCAAAGAUAGUCCCGAACCAAAUUUAACAAUUUCGAUGUCAGUUCUGAAAACUAAAAUAAGUACAAUUACCUUGCAAGUUACAAACAAAUUUGUAAAAGUGCGCACCGCCAAAGCUAAACAGGUUAUUGUAUUAAUCGACAAUAGAGAACCAUUCCAUUUAGAAAUAGAAUGUCUCAGGAAUUGCAAAGGCAAUUUUGUUGCUGCCGAUCAAGUGAUACACUUGCGUUCUGUAUGCACCACUUGCCUGCCACCUAUUUCGAACACCUGGUAUCUGAGUGCUCUGACUCAUCCGGUGCACAAUAAAAGACACUUGAUAAUGCGCGUAGACAAUGAUAUGCUUGUCGGCGACAAACUAACUGUUGAAGUGAUAGUCAAGGAUAACGGUGGCAACGUCGGGAAUACAGGCAUGAGACUCAAAAGGUCGUACCCACCACGAGGCGGCAUAUGCAAAAUUGAGCCAAAAGUCGGCAAGGAAUGCACCACCAAGUUCCAUAUAUCUUGCCUAAAUUUUACUACACAGAUUGAAGAGCCGCUCCUGUAUACCUUUAAAAUGGGCAACUUGUAUGUCGAAAGAACCAAUUCGCCAGAAACGUUUCUUUACCUAAAUAGGGAAGGUACACUGACUGCUCACAUAUGUAGCUACCAUUUCGGUUGCACAGUUGUCGAUUUACCCGUUGUGAUUGACGACUCAAACUCCAAUAAUGUGCCCGACUUGAAUGUAAUGUUGGCGGAGGGACGUAGGCAGCAGGCGUUCUGCUUCAUGCAACUGGUUUCCCAUAAACCAGAAAAUAUGAUCCAUUUCGUGGAUGCAGAUAUCAGCUGGGGAGAUAAGGAUUCGGCUACAAUCUUGGAAAUGGUGAACACUCUUGAGAUUGCGGAAAAUUGCAUUUCAGCUUUGAAGUCAUUAAAGAACCCUGAAGUUCGAGUUGUUUCUCAUACUAUGCGCAAAGUGGCAUAUAUUUUUGAUUUUGUUAGCACGGAUACCGAAGCACUCGAUUUGACUGAGGCCAUUUGGUUUGAUAUGGUCAAGAGUUUAACCCACAUGAUUACAUUUUGCAUGAUCCCUGAUUUGGAAAUCUUGAAACUAAAUUCGUUUCUCUUGGUGCCUAAUACUAAGGAUAAAGAAGUCUAUAUCGAUUGGAUGGACUUUAAUCACCAUGUUGCCAUGCGAAUGAAUCACAUUGUUUCAAUUGUAAAGGGGAUCUUUAUAUUGUGGCGUAAUAUUGGACAGCACUUGGCUCAAUUCAUUCAACCGGGAGAAACUUUAAAUUAUAUCCUAAAUGAUGUUAGCUUCAAAGCCGAAAUGUUUGAUAAAUUUACGCCGAUCCAAUUUAUAUCAAACGGCACAAAUUGUUAUAUAAAAUCACCUUUGAAAACAACUGCAUUCCUCCGCAAGCUGCUUAACACUAAUAGUCUACUAAUUUAUAGUUGGUGCCUCAAGUCCGAUGUAUUGUGGUGGGUGCCAGGGAUAAGUCCACCGAAUUCCGCCUCUAUGGCCAUCAAUAUUUUUGGCCGUAAUAUGCAUACCAACGACUUAACAGCAUUGCCAAAUGAUUUCGCUUCGUAUAGUAUAGGCUUGAGACGCCAUUUGAACACCACAAAUUAUUAUUACCAGGACUCGAAUGAGGUUCUUUACCAUGCGAUAAUUUAUUCAGUAAAACUACAGAGUAAGGCGAAUCUGGUAGUCCAACUUUGGCAAACUUCAGUAGAUUUUCGGGUACUAAUUACAAUGCAUGUUAAACCGGUGCUGCGCAACAUUUACGAUAAAAGUUACUACGUGCCAAAAGGCUCUCUCAAGAAGACAAUUAUUUUGAAUAAUCUUUGCCCGCAGGAGAAUACAGCCUACAUUGCGAUAUAUAGGGCUGAGCCCAAUGCUUUAGAGCCAGCUAACUUCACAGUGCGCAUUCGUUCACAGCAGUGCAACGUAUUCGAUUUGUCCAAAGAUAACCCGACUUGGCAGAAAUUUGAUUGCAGUCUCAAGACCAUAACACGGAAUCGUAGCUUCUCGCAGUGCCAUGUGCACUAUCUAUCCGUCUUUUCCGCCACGGCGUAUAAGGUCGAGCCAUUUGAGAUCCAACAAAUUGCCAAUGAGAUAUUCGUUCCCCCCGUUUGCAGCCUUGCCGUGAUAUUUUUCUGUUCAAUGAUUUUAGGAGUUGUGGCCCUAUUGUUGUUGGCCACUCUACGAGCACGCUACAGGAGAAAGAAUUUAAUUCGAGUCAUGAAAUCCAGACAAGAUGAGGUAGACCCAAGUGCAGAGAAUGUCAUUGUGCAUUUGCGGACGGGCGGUGGCCUAUUAAGCUUUACAACAGCGAAUGUUACACUCGAAUUUGUAUCUGACCUAGGACGCUACAAAGUUGUUAUAUAUCAGAAUCCUGUAAAUCCGCAUUUGGGAUUAGGCACUUCGCGUAUGAUAAGGCUGAGUGACAGAAAGGUCCAAUUGCCCUGUCGAUUGACAAUUAGUCACGAUCUCUCCGGUAGAUAUCCGUCGUGGUACUGUCGAUCCAUUCAAGUGGAUGAUUUGCGGAACGAUCUAAGCUACACAUUCCCGUUACAUUGCUGGAUACGACAUGAUCAAAAGGUAAUAGUCUCAUGCUAUCCGAUGGAAAAGAAAAAGAUUAUUCAUAAAUUGCAUAAGAUAAAGCCAAUCGAAGGAUUUUUGCUAUUCCUACGAAGAUUUCGAUUUUAUAGUCGACUUCAUUUUACGGACUGGUUCAUUCUGCAACCCAUUUUCGGACCCUGGCGCUACACCGAUGCCUCUCUCAACGCAUACCAACGCACCUGUAUAUUCAUAUGCAAAGUGAUUAUUACGAUCACCGUCGUAUUCUGUUUUUACAGGAACAGUACUAUUUACAACAGAUACAAAUUCCAUAAAUACUUUAAAUUAUUAGAUAUAAAUGAUAUUUUAGCACUUUUCAUCGGCAGUUACAUGUUGGUGAUAUUUUUAAAUUUCUGCCUGGACCAUUUAUCACUACCCUAGAAUUAUUCAAGAAUUCAGCUGUGGGGCACAUACCAAUUUUUCUACGGAUCCUUAAUUAUUAAAGUUUAUAUAUUUCACUACACUGCUAUAAUUGGAGCUCUUUGAUAAACGAAAGAUUUUUUUCUGCAAAUUUGAUUAUUAGAUGGCCUCCAACUGUUAGUAUUUUAAUGACCUAUCAAAACUAUUCUCUGGUAUCUUAUCUAAAUAAAUAAAUUGCAAUUUAAAA